Closterium sp. Naga37s-1 is the source of this 201-nucleotide messenger RNA. Lineage: Eukaryota; Viridiplantae; Streptophyta; Zygnematophyceae; Desmidiales; Closteriaceae. The record is from the annotation of a GenBank genome assembly.
GGAGGGGCGGCGGAUGGAGGGGUCACGUUCACCGCACAGGCGGCAACAGUGGGGGGGGGGAACCAGAGGAGAAUCGCGGUCGCCCGACCGGCGCCGUUGGCGGGAGGAAGGGCGGGAGGAAGCAGGACGCGCGCCGCCAGGCACACGGCUGCAGGAGAUAAGGGAGUGGUCGCCACCCCCAGCGAGACAUCAGCCGCGUGA